Medioppia subpectinata is the source of this 2274-nucleotide messenger RNA. NCBI's taxonomy places the organism in Eukaryota, Metazoa, Arthropoda, Arachnida, Sarcoptiformes, Oppiidae. The record is from the annotation of a GenBank genome assembly.
AAUAUUGAUAAUUGGAUUGUAUUGACAGAUGAUGUGUACCCGUCGUCACUGCAAAGUGACUUUCAUUGGGUGCUUAAGAUUUCGAGCACAUGGGAGGACGUGAAGACACUGCGCCGAGAACUAGACAAAAGCCAGAGUUCAUCGGUGGCUCACUUCCGAAGCAAAAUGCUAUCAUCGGUGGAACAAAUGCAGACAUUCCUCGGAAUGCAAGACUUGGGCCGACUAUUCUAUAAGCCGAUGAAAGAUAGCGACGGCACGACUGUCUUGUGUACAAUCAAACGCAUGGUUGACGUGAAGAGUAUGAAUUGGCUAUCAUUGCGAUGGAUGCCAAUCGCCAAACUCCAGAAGAAACUUCAACUCAAUCUAAACGCCAACAACACGUCGAUAGCGGAGACAAGCGAUGCGUCGCCUAAUUGUGCUCUUAUCGGAGAUUUACUGCUUUCCUCUUUACAGGAAAUGACAUGUUAUCACAAGGCAUGCAAUAACCCACUGCCCCGCGGCCUAUAUCUAGCGUUUGUCAAACUGAAGACAUCGGUGGAGUUGAUGAGCAUUUUGGUGCCACAACACAGCCCUUAUGUCAUGCCUCACAUCAAAAUCCGCGAGAAUCCGCACGUUUCCAGAGAGGAGUGGAAUUGCCUUAAAGACUGCGUUAAUCCCAAUGAAUUAAAAGUGAUCAUCAGUUCAGACUCAUCGCAGUUAAAGUUUCUCCAAUUAAUCACUAAAUCGGCGAAUAUAUUGCUAAACACUAUGAAAAUACCGGAGAACGAGAUCUCCGGGCAUCGGAUCUACGACAUAGAGAUCAUUGAAUUGAGUCCAGACGUGUCUUUCAUACUAUUGUUACCACCGGUAGAGAAUGUUUGCUCCAUAUUCAGCCAAAUCGAUGAUCAAUUGCCCCUCAAUUUCAAUCUUAUUUACCUUCCGUUGAGAACGUUUGAAAUGAUCAAUUUAAACACAUAUCAGCAAACAUUUAUAGCCCGUUAUUCAAGAAUUUCUGCGAUUCUUGAAAUGGAUAUUCUGGUGGCACAGCAGCAGCACAGAGAGGCGUUUUCAUCGACCGAAGUGUCGGCCGCCAAAACACGUCUGAAUCAACUCCAAGAGUUUCAGUUGGUUUUGGACGAGUUGUGGCGAUCGAAGCGAUGGAUUAUGGAUGUGGUCACCUUUGCCAGAGACAGGCAAAGCAUUUAUGGCAUCUCUUUGGAUAAUAUCACACAUUCGCUGACGAAUAGCAAUGUCUUAUUAGAAGAGGAGUCGGCGUUUCAGAUACCGAUCAUUAAUCUCAGUUCUUCGGCGCUUAGUUCUCCGGUCUCGAGUCCACCGCCGCAUCCGACCAGUCGUCGGCCCAGUCGUGACGACUCGGCCAUCGAUACAAACUUUUUCUCCGAUCAGUUGCGGAUCAAUACAUCGACGUCUUCUUAUUCACUCAUCGAUUCCUUAUAUUUCAUGAAUUCUGACUAUAAAUCGGAAACAUUUACCGCCAAAAGUUGUGAUGAUAUGCGUCGAUGUGUCUCAGCCUCGAAACUAAUGAACGGUUCCGUACAUAGAAGUAAUAGCGAUGUGACACACAAUCAAUGGGCUAUGAAUCCCAUUAAUCCCAUUGUCUUAUCCGAAGAAAAUGUGAGAAGUUUAAAGUCGAGAGCGAACGCUGAGCUAAACGCCAAAUGUUUUGAAUCCGAUAUGGAUUUAAGCAAUGAUUUCAAGCAAUCAAAGGAUUCAAUGUCCGAACACAACAGCUUUCGUCCAUCAGUUUUGUCGAGCAUUUCGAGCGCCGACUCUUCCGAUUCGUGUCAAUGGCCGACAAAGAAAGACAACGAAUCACACGUUUGCCAACAAACAGAUGACAACAUAAGCCAUGCGUUUCCCCUCAAAAUCAAUCAUCAAUUUUGUGAUAAUUUUUUAGAUAAGAGUUUUGUAAUACGAGUUUACGCCGCCUAUGACUGCGGCCUACCCUAUGGCACGAGCGUUAAACUACAGGUCACUAUCGAGACCACAGUCAAAGAGAUCAUUGAAUUAGUGGUCAGGCAUUUGAAUUCAACCGUUCAGAUGAAGGGCGAGAGCUCUCCCAUCUAUGACUUGAGUCAAUUGAACCGAUUCUGCAUAAUAGCCGUCUAUUCCUCCGAAGUGAAGCAUCUGAACGACGACUUCAAAGUGCUUAACCUUCAGAGACCGUGGAAUCGGGCGAUGCUUUGUAUUAAGAUUAAGGAAUAAUAGCAGCGAUCAAUGCUUUCAAUCGAUUCUUACCAUAUAUUUCAUACCAUGUAUUUAUUUCAUUAUAAC